Messenger RNA from Penicillium angulare, 897 nucleotides. RefSeq names its product Zn(II)2Cys6 transcription factor domain-containing protein. The record is from RefSeq and is a predicted model, not a curated record. Gene Ontology annotation, biological process: regulation of transcription by RNA polymerase II. The coding region runs from base 1 to 897 and encodes 298 amino acids. The transcript is spliced from 2 exons. NCBI's taxonomy places the organism in Eukaryota, Fungi, Ascomycota, Eurotiomycetes, Eurotiales, Aspergillaceae. Gene Ontology annotation, molecular function: zinc ion binding; DNA-binding transcription activator activity, RNA polymerase II-specific.
AUGCUCCGCCGCAGCCACAAAAAGUCUCGAGGCGGUUGCCUAACAUGUAAAGCGCGCCAUGCUAAGUGUGACGAACGUCGUCCAAUAUGUACAAUAUGCAAAAUCUCGCAUCGUGCAUGCACUUAUGACACGCAACAAAGCCAGACGUAUCCUCGGCUGGAAUCCUCUGAUGUUCAAAAUGAUGGAUCUCCCAGUGUUGCAGAAAAGGACACCUUCGAAGAUAUCCCGAGCAUAAACAUCAAUCAUAUGGAACUCCUUUUCCAUCUUACUGAAACGAAAAAUCUACCCUGCCUCAGCCUUGCAGACGACGCCUUCACGAACCCCUCUCUCAUUUCACUUGGAAUCAAACUAGGUUUCAUGUUUCCAUUUCUCCUUCAUGAGUUCCUGGCAUUCUCGGCUCUUCAUCUGGCAUGUACGGGUCGUGAAAAUAAUCAAUUUCAAUUCCAUCAGGCUAUGGCCCUACAAACUCGUGCUGUUUCACUAUUCAAUUCCUCCUUUGCUGACGUCAACGAAUCCAACUGUGUGCCCAUACUCCUUUUCUCCUCCGUACUUGGUCAGCACUUUCUCACGAACACAUUGGCGGAAAGGCACCCGGGCGGUCUUGAUGCUUUUCUGUCGAAGUAUAUACACUGUGUCGAAAUACAUCGAGGGAUUCACGUCAUUGCGAUGCAAUACUGGCCGCAGUUGAUGGAAUCGGAGCUCGCGCCGAUUCUUGCAGCCAGUUCUCAAUUUACCUCACGCACACCGAAGGGAAAUACAUGCCGGAAAAUCUCUGAACUGAUCACAGGCUCUCAAGCGCUGAGUGUGGACGAGAAGGAAGCAUGCAACUCAGUAAUUCAGCACCUGCAGGUUGGAUUUGACGCUGUCCUCGAGGGUGAAGAAAAAGAGCGGGUAUAA